Zerene cesonia (dogface butterfly) is the source of this 1679-nucleotide messenger RNA. RefSeq names its product THAP domain-containing protein 5-like. The coding region runs from base 68 to 1222 and encodes 384 amino acids. Gene Ontology annotation, molecular function: sequence-specific DNA binding. The transcript has 9 exons. NCBI's taxonomy places the organism in Eukaryota, Metazoa, Arthropoda, Insecta, Lepidoptera, Pieridae. The record is from RefSeq and is a predicted model, not a curated record.
CCUCUUACUCGCGCCGGGUAAACUUCGCUACGAGCGACGCGUAAACCCUUUUUUAUUUCUAGCAAAAAUGCCUUCCUGUGUUUUUAGGUGGUGCACAAAUUACACCGCUACUGUUAGAAACAAGAAAAACGUAUCAUUUCAUUCAUUUGGCAACCAAUGGCAUUCCUUCUCACCAUUUAAUAGUAUAGUGCAACACAUAUAUCACGCAGUCUAUAGUUUUCUCUGUCUACGAGCGAGGCUUUGCGUGUUUUACACGGCCGUUGCCGGAUUACCCAAGUAUGGUCAAAUGAAAGAAAAGUGGUUAAAUGUUAUUAGGAAUCAAAGACGUGAAGAUGAUUGGAUGCCAACUAUAUAUUCCACAGUGUGUUCCGAACAUUUUGUGACUUCUGAUUUUAUAAUUACAAAAAAGAAUACGCGAAGACUGAAAAAAAAUGCAGUCCCUGUGAUCAAGGUCGAAAACGAUACUAACAAUUUUAUUCAAUUCAAACUUGUUGGGGGAAGUUUAAGGAUAAAGCCGAACAUAUGUCCUCAUAAACUCGACUAUCAAAAGUCGCACGAAGAAACGCGUCGAAUGGAGCAUGACAAUUCUUUAAAAAAAGAGGUAUCAUCGACUUCGAGUGAAUCGCUCUCGUGUGAGCGUUUUGAAAUAAUUGAAUGCGAUAAUAGGCUGCGUAUCAAAACGGAAGAUCCAGAAGCAGAGACCCAUAAUGUGCAUAUUAAAAAAUCACUCAGUGACGAUGAAUUGGAAGAAGAUGAAGAUGAAACUGUAUCAAAAGUAAUAACGACGACUACUGGUGCACACGAUAAUAUCCAUAACAUAUAUAUUAAAAAAUCACUCAGUGACGGAGAAUUGGAAGAAGAUGAAACUGUAUCAAAAGCAAUAGCCACCAGCAUUCCUGGUGCACCUGGAAAUGUAUCUAUAUCAUUUUCGGAUAUGGAUGACGAUGGAAAUCUAUCAGCUUCUGAAUUAAGUUGUUCUGAUGUUGAUGAAGUAUUAGAAUCGCCAAGACACGCGAUGAUGCGUAAAGAAUUACAAAAGAAGACGGAACUGCUCAAAAAAAUUCAAAACAAAAUUGGAGCACUUCAAAAAAAGAAUGGAAGGCUUGAAAAGCGAGUGGCUUCCCUAAAGAAUAUUGUUGAGACGUAUAAAAAGGGAAAAUGCUGUUGCCAUACCAAAAUAAGCGAUGAAAGUGACAGUGACAGCAAAUCGCAGAAUGAUUAGGUUACUUAGCUUUUUAAUUUCAUGUGGUGCAUUGACACACUCGUGAGAAAGCGCACACACAUAUGUAAAAAAUAUGUAAGCUUGCUAUUCAUCUUGAAAUUCGCGGAUUCGUGUUAAAAACGGUUUUUCGGACGAAUACAGUUUGUACUACCUACAGAGGUUUCUUCGAACUAAGAGGCGAAUGGCGAACGUGAUUGUAACGCCUAAUGAAAGUGACAAAUAAAUAUGUAGAAAGAAAUAAAUAAUUAUGCGUAUUACGUUAUGAAGACUAGAUACAUAUAGAUUAGUCAUACAAAUUAGGGAGAUCAGCGCGAUAUUUUCUUUAAGAAGUAAAUAUAAUUUUGGAAAAAACAUUCCCUCUAGUAAAAUUCCUGUGAUUUAAUUGAUAUAGAUUAGUACUUAGUUAUCGCUUACAUUGCUAAAUUUUACAAUGUAAAUAAAAUUUUUAUAAUAAAUA